CCUAAACCCCCGCUCACAGUUGAAGGCACGUUAGAUCGGUGGAGUCGCGAGGGUUUUGACUAAAAGUUUUGUUCGCUAUGAAGUUUAAGAUGAUACUGCUGUUGUUCCUCUUGGCCUUGGUUGUAUCAACUGUUAAUGCAGAAGGUCAGCAAACAUGCGCGGCCAAUCUUGAGGCUAAGUGUGAUGGUGGUUCUUCCGAUGGUUGGAAAGGGGAGUUCUUCCCAGGCAUAUCAAAAAUCAAAUAUGAAGGCCCGACAAGCAAAAAUCCACUUUCUUAUAAGUGGUAUAAUGCUGAGGAAGAGAUACUUGGAAAGAAAAUGAAGGAUUGGUUUCGAUUUAGUGUUGCCUUUUGGCACACCUUUCGUGGGACUGGUGCUGAUCCUUUUGGUGCGCCAACAAAAUCAUGGCCAUGGGAGGAUGGUACAAAUUCAUUGGCUAUGGCCAAAAGAAGAAUGAGAGCACACUUUGAGUUCAUGGACAAGCUUGGAGUUGAAAGAUGGUGCUUUCAUGACAGAGAUAUAGCCCCAGAUGGUAAAACACUCAUGGAGACAAAUGCAAACUUGGAUGAAGUUGUAGCUCUUGCAAAGGAACUUCAGGAGGGAAAUAAAAUCAAACUAUUGUGGGGUACAGCUCAGCUUUUCUUUCAUCCACGCUACAUGCAUGGAGCUGCUACUAGCUCAGAGGUUGGAGUUUAUGCUUAUGCAGCUGCUCAAGUCAAGAAGGCCUUGGAGGUGACACAUUAUCUAGGCGGAGAGAACUAUGUUUUUUGGGGUGGGCGUGAAGGGUAUCAAUCUCUUCUAAACACUGAUAUGCAAAGAGAGCUUGAUCACUUGGCAAGAUUUCUUAAAGCUGCUGCUGAUUAUAAAAAGAAGAUUGGGUUCAAUGGAACUCUUCUAAUAGAACCUAAACCGCAAGAACCGACAAAACACCAAUAUGACUGGGAUGCUGCAACUGCCUAUGCUUUUCUUCAAAAGUAUGGCCUUUUAGGAGAGUUCAAGUUGAAUAUUGAAUGUAACCAUGCUACUUUAUCUGGUCAUAGCUGUCAUCAUGAGCUUGAAACUGCACGGAUAAAUGGUUUGCUUGGAAAUAUUGAUGCGAAUACUGGUGAUCCCCAGAUUGGUUGGGACACAGAUCAGUUCCUUACAGAUAUUGGAGAAGCAACCCUAGUUAUGUUAAGUGUUGUCAGAAAUGGAGGAAUUGCACCUGGUGGAUUCAACUUUGAUGCAAAGCUGCGGAGAGAGAGCACCGAUGUUGAGGACCUGUUCAUUGCUCAUAUUUCUGGAAUGGACACAUUAGCCCGUGGACUGCGAAAUGUUGCGAAACUAACCGAGGAUGGUUCCCUGGCUGAGCUUGUUCGGAAACGCUACCAAAGCUUUGACACAGAGAUUGGUGCUCUAAUUGAGGCUGGGAAAGCAGAUUUCGAGACACUUGAGAAGAAGGUCAUGGAAUGGGGUGAGCCUUCUGUUCCAUCUGGGAAACAGGAACUCGCCGAGAUGAUAUUUCAAUCUGCAUUAUAGAUUCGGCUAAAAUAAGUGUAGGAACAAUAUCUUGCAGUCAGAUGCAAGAUUCUGUAAUGACUUCUAAAUUUUGCGCAGCUUAGUAAUAAUAAAAGUUGCAACAUCUCAUAACCCAACUUAUUCCAUAUCAGUGUUGCCUCAGUGUCCUCUGGAGUAGCCUAAUGUUCUUAGGAGCUUGCACUUACUGAUAUAAACAAUAUCUUUGAGUUGUCUAUACAUUUGGAGGUUUGAGGCAUUCUGCCCCAACUUUU
Molecule: messenger RNA, 1768 nt
Organism: Musa acuminata subsp. malaccensis (wild Malaysian banana)
Lineage: Eukaryota; Viridiplantae; Streptophyta; Magnoliopsida; Zingiberales; Musaceae
Product: xylose isomerase
Biological process (GO): carbohydrate metabolic process
Molecular function (GO): xylose isomerase activity
Source: RefSeq, a predicted model, not a curated record